This is a messenger RNA of Penicillium oxalicum, 2010 nucleotides long. RefSeq lists its product as uncharacterized. Bases 1 to 2010 code for a protein of 669 amino acids. Gene Ontology annotation, molecular function: DNA-binding transcription factor activity; phosphorelay response regulator activity; sequence-specific DNA binding. The record is from RefSeq and is a predicted model, not a curated record. Lineage: Eukaryota; Fungi; Ascomycota; Eurotiomycetes; Eurotiales; Aspergillaceae. Gene Ontology annotation, biological process: phosphorelay signal transduction system; regulation of DNA-templated transcription. The transcript has 6 exons.
AUGGACGGUGGCCAGACCUCGUCCAAUUCCGCCCCCGCUGGCAACUCCAGCGAUUUUGUAUGUGACCCCCCAUCUCGUGCAAGAGGCCUCGGUGAUCGCCUGCGUCGGUUGGAAAAGAUUGAGAGGGAGAAAACUAACGUGAUUGCUCAUGAUGGUCAGGUGCGCAAAUUAUACAAGAUGCUGGAGGACCCCUCCUAUGCAUCGAUUGUCCGCUGGGGUGAUGAAGGAGAUAGUUUCGUGGUCCUCGAGUGUGAGAAAUUCACCAAGACCAUCCUGCCCAAACAUUUCAAGCACAGCAACUUUGCCAGUUUCGUGCGCCAACUCAACAAAUACGAUUUCCACAAGGUCCGCCAGAACAAUGAGGAAAACGGACAAUCGCCGUAUGGACAAAAUGCAUGGGAGUUCAAACACCCCGAAUUUCGAGCCAACAGCAAGGACUCCCUCGACAACAUCCGCCGCAAGGCCCCGGCGCCUCGGAAGCCGACUCAACCGGCCGAUGAGUCGGCGCCAACUCAACAGAUUGAUUUACUUAACCAGCAAAUCGUCGCGCAACAACAACAAAUCCAGCAUCUCUCAGACCGAUACGCGCAACUCACGGUCGACCAUCAGCUCAUGCUCCAGGAAUCCAUGCGCGUUCAGAAGACAGUCUUGAACCACGAAAAUGUGAUCCACCAGCUCAUGACCUACCUUCUCUCGGUGGAUGCGCGUCAGCGACGAGACAACAAGGCCCUGGCCUUCCAGGCGCAAGGCGGCACGGGCGUGAGCCCCUCGCAGGUGGGCGGGAUGGACGAUGCGCCAUCCUCUCCCCUACAACAAGCGUCCAAGUUGCUCAGCGACAUGAAUUCGGAAAUGCAAUUCAACAUGGCGGCAAUGGACCAGACCGCCAAUGAUGCCUCCAAGUCGGCCACAGCCCCGGCGGCUGCGCCGGCCAUGGAUGCUUCUGGGCGGCCCGCCGUGGUACCCGUGUCUCGCCCCGCGACCACCGCACCGCCCAAUGCCGCCGCCAUGGCGUAUCCGAAGAUGGGGAGUGACUUGGAACAAGUGGUCUAUCCGGUGGGGGCCACCAACGGGAUCGAUCCAAUGUACAGCGAACAUGUCAACAAUGUGCCGUAUCCCAUGCCGACCAAGCCCGACGCGGAUUCGAACGAUGCGCGACGAUUCCAGGACAACGGCAACCGUAAGAAGACGACAAACGUCGACCCGGGCUGGGUGCGCAGCCCUCAUAUUCUCCUGGUUGAGGAUGAUGCGACGUGUCGGCAGAUCGGCGGCAAAUUCCUCUAUUCUUUUAAUUGUGUCGUAGACACCGCUUUCGACGGCCUGGAAGCCGUCAACAAAAUGCAGGCGGGCUCGAAGUAUGAUCUCAUUUUGAUGGAUAUCAUCAUGCCUAAUCUCGAUGGUGUAUCCGCUUGUCAUCUCAUCCGCCAGUUUGAUCGCACACCGAUCAUCGCGAUGACCUCGAACAUCCGAAGCGACGAUAUUCAGCUCUACUUCCAACAUGGCAUGGACGAUGUGCUGCCGAAGCCUUUCACCCGCAAGAGCCUGCUUGGCAUGCUGGAGAAACAUCUGGUGCAUCUCAAGACGAUGGCGCCAUCCCUCGACGUCACGCCGGCCGCGGCGGCCGGCACCUUGGCCGUUCAACCAUCGGCUACACAAUCCAUUAAAGAAGAUAAUAGCUCUCCUGGUCAGUCUCCGGGUGGCUCAAUGACGAAUUGGCAAUCACCGGGUCAGUUUCACGGCAUGGCUCCGGUACCACAGCCGAUGUCUGCGGUCCCCGGUCAAUACGUGGCGGCACCUGGCGCGCCGCCGGGUGCGUAUGCAGUCGACCAAAAUGGAGUUCAAUACCCAGCACCCACAGUCACCGUUCCUUCCAAUGGGGCUCCCCCUCGGCCUCAACACCGUCGACAAAUGUCGGAAAUGUCCAGUGCUACAGAGAACCCCAACGUCAAACGACAGCGCAUGUAUUCACAAAAUCAACCAAUGAUGGCCGUACAGGCUGGGCGACCUGGCUAA